Molecule: messenger RNA, 2199 nt
Organism: Carica papaya (papaya)
Lineage: Eukaryota; Viridiplantae; Streptophyta; Magnoliopsida; Brassicales; Caricaceae
Product: Exostosin family protein
Molecular function (GO): glycosyltransferase activity
Source: RefSeq, a predicted model, not a curated record
UUAUAUUUCUUGCUCCAACUCCCAAACACCUUCUUCUCAGUCCCCGUUCCAACAGUGGUAGUGGCCUAGGCAGAAGUCCGAUCGAGGAGGAGGUAUUCUGUGAAUGAAGCCUGGGAGAAUCAGAUCAAAUUCUUACAACUCCACAAAUUGAUCUGUGAUUAUUAUAAACACUUGAGCCAGAAACUGAAUCAACAUACAAACAAACAUACCACUAGACUCUAUUCGUAACUCAAAGCUCGAACCAAUGCCUGCAAAACAAAUUCAUCCACAAUCAAGACCUAAAUCUUCAAUCCUCAUCUUUGCUCUCACUCUCUUUGUUCUCUCUCUUAUCUUCGUUUUAUUGUCUCUCUCUUCGUCUUCAUUUUCAUCUUCAUCCUCAUCUUUCUCCCGCACUCCCGUUACGUACUCCAACCUGCAGGUCGAACCCGAAACUUCCUUCGUGGCUUCUCUCGAGAAUUUCUUGACUCAGAAAGUCCCAAAACCUUCCUCUCCAGUUAGAGAUGAUACUGUCCGUACCGUCAGAGAAGAGGAUGUAAAGAGGCUCGACGAUUUGAAGUAUAGGAGCGAGAGAAAUUGGUUGCACAGAGAUCAGUCUUACCCGUUGAAUUUUCCCAUCAGGAUUUAUGUGUACGACAUGCCUAGCAAGUUCACGUACGAUUUGCUUUGGUUGUUUAGAAAUACUUACAGGGAGACUUCUAAUCUCACAUCUAAUGGCAGCCCUGUGCAUCGCCUAAUCGAACAGCAUUCCAUUGAUUAUUGGAUUUGGGCGGAUUUGAUUGCUCCAGAGUCAGAAAGGGUUUUGAAAAAUGUUGUCAGAGUCCAUGAGCAGGAGGAAGCGGACCUGUUCUAUGUGCCAUUCUUCACUACAAUUAGCUUUUUCUUAUUGGAGAAGCAAGAUUGCAAGGCACUUUAUAGGGAAGCUUUGAAGUGGGUUACAGAUCAGCCUGCUUGGAAACGAUCUGAAGGAAGGGAUCACAUAUUUCCCAUUCAUCAUCCUUGGUCCUUCAAGUCUGUUCGUAGAAAUGUGAAAAAUGCAAUUUGGUUGUUACCUGAUAUGGACUCCACUGGAAACUGGUAUAAGCCAGGGCAAGUUUCACUGGAGAAAGACCUAAUUCUUCCUUAUGUCCCAAAUGUUGAUUUAUGCGAUGUCAAAUGCAUAUCAGACACUGCAUCAACGAGAACCACACUUCUGUUUUUCCGUGGAAGGCUUAAAAGAAAUGCUGGAGGAAAAAUCCGUGCUAAACUUGUUGCAGAACUAGGUGGUGCUGAAGGUGUAGUUAUGGAGGAGGGAACAGCUGGGGAAGGAGGGAAAGCUGCUGCUCAGGAUGGAAUGCGCAGGUCCAUAUUCUGUUUAAGCCCAGCUGGUGACACUCCAUCUUCUGCGAGAUUGUUUGAUGCUAUUGUUAGUGGGUGUCUACCAGUUAUAGUUAGCGACGAAUUGGAGCUUCCUUUCGAAGGGAUACUUGAUUAUAGGAAGAUAGCAAUAUUUGUUUCUUCCAGCGAUGCUGUACAACCAGGAUGGCUUUUAAGUUUUUUAAAAAGCAUAAGCCCUAGUAAAAUCAGAGAAAUGCAGAUGAACCUUGGCCAGCACUCAAGGCAUUUCGUGUUCUCCAGUCCAGCGCAGCCCUUGGGUCCCGAAGACUUGGUUUGGAGAAUGAUGGCUGGUAAAUUGGUGAACAUCAAGCUUCACACUCUGAGAUCAAUGCGUGUAGUGAAAGAGUCCAGAAGCAUUUGUCAUUGCGAUUGUAAGCGUGCCAACUUUACAAAUCCCAGCCCUUUGUUUUAAUUUUCUUUCUCGGAACCUUCUCUAAUCUCCAAGGGUUAAAGUUAUUUAUUCAUGCAUAGAUAUGAGGAUGUUAAGUUCUUUUGUGGUAUUAGUAAGUGGCAGGAAAGUGGGAUAUGCCAGUGGUUGUGAGGAUGUCUAGUGCGAUGUUAACAAACAGUAACGUUUCCCAUCCGCCUGAAGGUUGCUACGUCUCUGUUUAAAGCAAAAAGUUCAGUAGAGAAGAGGGAAAUUUAGCGGGUAUGUUUCUUUAACUAUAUAGGGGUUUGUUUACGCUUUAUGUAUUUUCAACUGGUAAUUGAUUCUUUUGUACCUUCUUGAGGUCAAAAUUCAUGUGUACGAUACAAGAUUUUAACUGCUUGCAUUCCAUGUAGUAUAAAUAUUAUAAUGAAGUGAAUAGACAAUGGUUCCGGUAA